Molecule: messenger RNA, 4044 nt
Organism: Sugiyamaella lignohabitans
Lineage: Eukaryota; Fungi; Ascomycota; Dipodascomycetes; Dipodascales; Trichomonascaceae
Gene: BST1
Product: Bst1p
Exons: 1
Coding region: 1-4044 (1347 amino acids)
Biological process (GO): GPI anchor metabolic process; endoplasmic reticulum to Golgi vesicle-mediated transport
Cellular component (GO): endoplasmic reticulum
Molecular function (GO): phosphatidylinositol deacylase activity
Source: RefSeq, a predicted model, not a curated record
AUGUCGGACCCUGGUUCCAGGCGGACGGCAAAUAGAGAGAGUAGAGCCAAUAGAGAUGGCAGAGUGGGUAAAAAUGCCAGGGGUCUUGGGGAUAGUAUAGGGGAGACGAGUAGUGGAGCCAGUCCUUUCGAGUCUGUUUAUGUGGAUGUGGCGACGGCUGAUGAUGUUACCCCUGAAAUGGCAGAUGUGAGUAAAAGUGGUGUGUACCCGGUGAUUAUAUCUCCAACACCUACCUCGUUUUCUCCAUUAUUGCCGCAUAUCGACUCGUCUACUACAGCCACAAAUUAUCCGUCGAGGAAUUUUUUGGAUGACUGCCUGCAGAGCCCUUCUCCAAGGAUCCGAUCGAGAUCGGCUUCAUUUUCCAAGCAGAAGGAGGUGGCAGGGAGUGAAAGUUUGUCAGGGGUGGCUAGUCAGGGUAGUAAUGAGACGGGUCAAGGUUUUGGAACCCCUGUUCUGAAUGGAGCGUCGGGAAAUAGUGAUGGUGUUGCCGGUUCGUCAAUUGCAUCAAGUAUGAGCUCGCCAAGCACGCGAAAUUACCAGCAUUAUGCAUCAGUUGAAGCUGACACGGUUCAUAGAAGUAUUCUGGCAUCACGAAGUAUCACACCUCAUAGCCAUGUUUCUAGCAGACGGCCCUCGAUAUCCCUGUCUGGACCGUCUGGACAGAUCAGUAACUCGAAUUGGGCUGCUGAUAAGCUGCUUGAUAUAUUCGAGUACUUUCUUAGCGGCGACAGUGAGAAUGCUGAUGGUUUUGACGGAGGUGUCAAUGGAAGGACUACUGCCAGUGAUAGCGAUGAUGCUGAUGUUGACGAGAAGCAUCAGAAGACUCGGGGAGGAGACAAGAUUCCUCGAACGAAAACCGCGUUCAAACCACAGGCGAUUGCUGUGUCUAGCGUGUCCUCUUUUGUGACGCUUGCUAUUCUUUUCGCGUCUAUAUUGUUCAUUUCAGCGUGUGCAUUUUCUUUUAUAACCAGCAAUCCAGAUACGAAAAUAUGCCGACUGCCUUAUAUGAACGAGUCGUACCGUUCAUUUCCCCAGUUCAACGAGACGUCAACCAGACUCGGGUCUAGGUAUUCGCUGCAUUUAUACAGAGAGCAGAAUAUCGAUCCCAAAGACAAGCUGAAUGGAGUGCCUGUUAUAUUUAUACCUGGAAACGCUGGAAGUUAUCGCCAGGUACGGUCGCUUGCUGCUGAAGCUGCAUACCAGUUUGACUCGCUGAAGAAGAGUCUGCUCGACAAGCCUGAUAAACGGGGUCUCGAUUUUUUCACCACCGACUUUGGCGAAGAUUUGACUGCUUUUCAUGGCCGGUCAUUGCUUGAACAGGCCGAAUACCUAAACGAUGCUAUAGAAUUUAUUCUGUCUCUUUAUGAGACAAAUGUCGUGCCAAAUCGACGAGGACACAAACUCAGUAAUGGCCAUAUGAAUCAGGUGCCUCGUCCAAAAUCCGUGAUACUGAUCGGUCAUUCUAUGGGAGGUAUUGUUGCCAGAACUAUGUUUACACUGUCUAACUACCGACCGGGAUCUAUUAACACCAUCUUGACGUUUGCUGCUCCACAUUCGCUGCCUCCUGUUAGCUCGGAUCCGUAUUUGGUUGAGGUGUAUGAGACUGUGAACAGGUACUGGCGCGAUUCAUUUUCGCAAGACCUCAUUGGUCAAAAUUCAUUGUCGCACGUGUCUGUUGUGUCGAUAGCUGGCGGUACUUUGGAUCAAAUGAUCCCGUCAGACCAUGCCAGUGUUUCAUCGAUGAUUCCUCCCACAAAUGGCAUCACUGUGUUUACCAGUACCAUCCCAUUUGUAUGGUCGGGAAUAGACCAUCAGGCGAUAAUCUGGUGCGACCAGCUUCGAAAAGUGGUUGCUGCUGCCCUGUUGGAUAUAGUAGAUGCUCGCGUGUCCACCAAGACAAAGUCGAUUGGUGAUCGAAUGCAGAUAUUCUCACAGCAUUUCUUGACGGGUCUGGAAAACGAGUCCCACAGUUAUAUCAAACCCACGAUUUCUGAUUUAACGAAAGACGAUGAAGAGUCUACUGUUGUCGAUGAAACAACUCUUGACGAUUCAGAACUGGAACCCGAUACGCUGCUUGCAUUUGACGAUGUCAACCGAGUACUAUUUCCUGACAGACAACAUCUGAGAAUUGAUAUUGGCAGCAGCGCUCGUCAACGACGUCGGUCUUCUUCCGGCAGUAUUUACCAGUUACCGAUUCCGUCUAGCGGCCAGUUUUCCCUGCUCACCGACCAGAAACUUGUUUCACCAACGAAAUUCUCAACUGUGGAUACUGUGGAUAUUGAACAGCUGAAUCAAUACGACAGCCAAGUUGAGCAAGGUGUAUACGUUUUGGCCUGCAGGUAUGCUGUUGAUAAACAAAACAUUGGGGGUUCACUAUUGUCUAUCUUGGAUAUGAGUAAAGCUGGUGCUACGACCAAUUCCGUCACCCUUGUUUGUAAAAAUAUGGCGUCUUUUGCGAAAUAUGUCCCAGUAGCUGAUGCCAGUUACACUAAUACUGAGCUGGCACCACCCGACCCUGAGAAGUACUCGUCUUUUAUUCAUUACAACGCUUCAGACCUGUCCAAUUACGACUUUAUAACGGUUGUUGAUUCGAGCGAUGUGGAUUCACAGGGAUUUCUUGUGGCUGACAUAGAACCCGAAAGAGAAUCACUGUUCAUUGAAGUUGAAGAAUCUAAUCCUUUGUUGUUUGCCCUGAAGGGCAAAUCCGUUAAGAUCUCAAACAGCUCGGUAAUGGUAGACGUGUCUUUCAAAACAGUAUGGAGCAGUCUAUUGGCCUAUCAUCUCACUGUGGGAUAUAACCCCCGUGGUAAAUCGUCGUUAUUCCGACCGUUUUUCCGACAGUAUGUUGAUGAUCCUCAUGAAUCAAAGUUUUAUUUGCAUCUUCUGCCUGAUACAAAAGUCAAUAUCAAUGUUCAUUCCAUUGCACCAUUCUCACCAUUUAAUCACAAGACCGAUGUCGAUUACCAUAACCUCCACUUCCAGGUCUGGUCUGAUAAUUCCAGUACGGGCGAUCUCGAACUGUUACUUGAACUAGAUCCCAUUGCAAGUCUAGGGAAACUUGUCCUUCACUACCGAGUGGCACUGGCUUACUUCCCUGUGUGUAUUACCGCGCUGGUUUUUUUGGUACAGCUUCAUGUCUACAACAUUAGUGGCCUUUUUGUUAGCUUUGGUGAUGGGUUAAGAAUAUUCACUGCCCGAUAUUUAUUAGCGCUUCUGGCUUUUGCUGCCAUUCUGCCGACCUUGAUCACCUUGCCGCUUGUUGACAAGCUGUUCUAUCUUAUCGAGCCGUCAAUGGAUCCGUCUACUGGAGAAGGGCCAGCAAGCGCUUUCUUCCUGGCCAGAAAAAACCAAUUCUUCCUUGGUCUCGAAAGGGGCCAUUUAUGGGUCCUUGGACCAUUAUUUAUUUUAGUAGCAGUUGGCGUAUGUCAUGCCACCUACUGCAUUGUAUUAUUUAUUGUCAACCUCCUUGGGCGUAUCACUGCCCCAGCUAUUACGACUAGUCACGACAGAUGGCUAUACAAACUGUUCAAUACGCUGAGUAUCGUGUUGUUGAUUGUCUCUACAGGUGUGCUAUUCCCGUAUCAGCUGUCAUUUGUCAUCUUAUGUCUCCUCCAAUUGGUAUCGGCCAUCAGCCAGCAAUCUCAUCUUGUACCGGUUUCCAAGAUACAACAACAAGAUCUUAAUCUGCUUCACCUAACUAUAUCUGUUCUGAUAGUUAUGAUUUGGAUCAUGCCGACUAAUCUCACAACGCUGGCUGUUUAUGUUCACAAUCUUCGUCUCAGGUUGGACAUGCCUUUCCACCCUUUUGACAACCUUGUGUCUAUUGUGCCCAUCAUCUUGCUGUGUGAGCGCAUUAAUAGCGGCCAUAUGAUCCCAAGAAUGGCACGGUCUGCCAAACGAAUUCUGACUUACUGUAUGAUUGGCUAUAUCUCUGGCUACUCGCUGAUUUUUGGCAUGCAGCGCAUGUAUUGGAUAUACCACCUGGUGAACUUUUUCGCGGGCUGGCUGUGGGCUGUAUACGCUGAGGUCGAAGACGGCAGUUGA